Molecule: messenger RNA, 2949 nt
Organism: Drosophila guanche
Lineage: Eukaryota; Metazoa; Arthropoda; Insecta; Diptera; Drosophilidae
Exons: 5
Coding region: 193-483 (96 amino acids)
Source: RefSeq, a predicted model, not a curated record
UGUUGGAAUUCAUUAAACGUUUUACUGCACAACCCGAGCGACGUACGAGACGACGUACCCCGUACAGCAGUUAGAGCAGAUCCCGAGAGCUCCGUCGCACACAAAUCUUUCGUCUUCACACUCACAUCACCAGCAGCAGCAGCAGCAGCAGCAGCAGCAGCGGCAGUAGCAGAAGCUCAAUCAACCAUCAAUAUGAAAUUUUUAGUCACCAUUGCCACCCUCUGCCUGUGCCUGGCGUACGUAGCCGGACAGCAAUACUUUUUGGGACAGUUCCCGAGCUCCCGGGCACGCUUUGGAUUCGAUCCCCUGUCCCUAGCCCCUGCCUCAUCCGCGACACAACAGGUUCGGGAUCCCCGACAGAACAGAGGCCCCGUUGUGUUCCCCCCAUCCCCGCCAGAUGCAGUCGACGAGUCCAGCGGCGUGGUUGUGGGUGCCUCCGGCUAUGGAUUUGUGCCGCCCCAGCAAAGAAGAGUCACUGGUUAAACGUAACACGAAUCGUAAAUGUGUAAUUAAUACAAAAGCUUUAUACACCACACUCCUACACACACACACGCACACACACACACACUCACACAGAUGCACAUGCACCCGCACCUGCACUCGAGUGCACUCGCAACACCAGCACCGGAAACGGAAAUGCGUCCCUCUUUUUUAGCUAAUUACAAACAGACAAUGAAACAAAUGAACGAAAACCCAACCAAACACUUAACCACCCACAACUCCACAUUAAUUACCCCCAUCCUACACCUACUCCCAUUCCGCCACCCUCUCCCAACAGCACCUAACUUUAGUUAGUUUAAUUAGCUUGAAAAAAACAAACUAAAAGUUAACUGCAUAUUUUUAAUUGUUUCGUUUUUUAUACUUUGACUUAUGAUUUCUGCUUGAUUUUUCUUAUUUAUAUUUCAAAUUGGAAUUGUAUUAUAAUUGUUUUGCUUUUAUUUUAUUUUUACUUUUAUUUUAUUUGUAACCCCAAAAAAGGGCAAAAUUUUAAUUAUAAAUAAAAAGAAAAUUACCAUUAAAAAACAGAGAAAACAAAUCGUAUCACGUAUCCCUGGCAAAAGUAUUUUAAUGUUUGCCAAACAAAUUCUUUGCAUUUUCAAAUUCGUUUUGCAUACAAUUUUGUUUUGUUUUGGUUUUUAUUUUUGCGCAUUUUCCGUUUGUCAAUGCACCAUAUUUUGAGCUAUAUCUGUUCUGUGAUCACUUUUAUAGCAAUUAUUUUAAGCGCACAUAAAACUAGCGCCUAAUUAACAGCUCCGAUUCGAUCCGAUCCGGCUUUGAAGUGCGGCGGCUUCACAAAUUGAAACAGUCGUGUGGGAGACGACGGGUGUCGGGGCAGACGGACGGAAGCAGCGAAAUUCAUCGAGUGUGACCGGGUCGACCUGGGGAUGCUCUUCACACAUGAGAGGAGCGUAGCCACAACCACAUCUAGAUGCAAAUGGAAAUGCUUCAACGAUUAUGUUAAGCAAAUCGUUGCGAAGUAAGAAAUCUUUACGGAGUGUGCAGUUCCAUCUGCAGCCCGAGGCGGAAGCUAUGCCAAGAUCUAACAGCAAAUGUAAUACCUUCAGCUGAAGAAGAGAAUACUUUUAAAGAGUUUCUUUAACGAUCCGAAGCCAGGCAGAGGCAGGCUGACACGCGGACAAGGCAGAAGCAGGUGCUGGCACAACAAUCAACAGUCAGACCACAAAUGGCACUCUUGUGCCCGUGCCGUAGUCUCAGCGGAGUCAGCCACAGACCCAAUGAGCCAAUGAGCAGCACACACUUGCACCUGGAACACACAGAGACUCGGAGACAGAGAGACAUCGAGACAUCGAGACAUCGAGACAGACCUGGGACCCAGACAGAGUCAAUGAUAUGCGCGACUAAUGCGACUUUUGCUUUGCUUUUACCGCAUGCAAAAUAUGUUUGCAGUUUAUUUUCGAUCUUGUUUUUUUUUCUGCUAGUUUUUUGCAUAUCGAUAGAAACAGAAAUGGAGCAACUUUUUCUGUGUGUACUGGAGGAGGACUUGGCUUGGACCCAUUGCACGAGUACAAAUGAAUGGAAAGACAUUUCACAAUGAACUGCAAGCGGACAAAAAAAGAGCAAAAAGAAACCAAAACAGAAACAGAAACAGAAACAGACUCAGAGACCGGGUGAAAAAAAGCGAUCGAACAAACGACGCUAAGUUGAGAUAAUUUUUACAAUUUGACAAUUUAUGCACGAUUGCUGCGGAAGCCUGAGAGCGGACUCUAGCUCCACGCGAGGACCUGGUCUAACUGGAGACCAAAUGGCCAUUGUGUAAUUAAUUUUUGCAUAGCAAAAGUUCUCUCUCUCUAUCUUGGCUUGGCAUUGCCAGAAAUGGUUGAUUACGCAGCUGGACGCGGCUGGGCUUCCUGAUGAGGACUUGGGAAUGGAAACUGGGAGACUGGGACUGCCUGCGGCUAAGAGACCCAGCAGCAAAUCUAUAACUGAAGCCGCAGCGUAACAAUUGCCCAAGACUGGCGUAGAUUAAUGGUCGAACGGCGGUACGCCGCUCCGUACUCAAGCUCAAGCCAUGAAUUCGAACGGCAAUUGGAAUAGUUUUCAGCGUUGGGCAAUUGCCAGUCGCACCGCCACCCACCACAAUCACAUUGGGGCAUAAUGUGUCCGACAUUCUAAUCAAUGUGGCGGGGCAGGGCGUUGUCGUUUUUGGACCCACAGACCCACAGACCCAUGGACGCACUGGACACAUCAAACGACAACCCAAUGACUGUGACGUCGACUCUGUGAUUGACGGCGUUCGUGUGUGUGUGAGAGUGUGAUUGCUUGAAGCUUAACCUUCAGGCCGGGGGUGACGCCCACACUUGGAAUUUACCCACUUGGCAGCAGCCACAGUCAGACACCAGCAGCACCAAACCAAAACCACACCACUAAUCCCUCCACACCACAAGUGCACUGGCCUGGCCCAAUACUCAUUCGUAUUAUUAAUCGAGA